CACCCUAAUGUUCCGGACGGCGUCGCUUGUUCCCCAUUCCGCAAGUUGUGACUUCAAUAAGAUAAUACCGGUGGGAUCUAUGAGCAUCUCACUAUGCCCGGGCACGAUAAUUAUUCAGCGUAUAGAUAGCUGAUCAAUGAGAUAGUAGCACAAGUCUUUAGCUGUCUAUGCUCGCUGAAGUGUAUAAGUAGGCCCUUCUUACCGCUGCUAUAAUGUUCAGUCAUUGCCUUCUUUUGUAAGCGUUCGUUUCCCUCUUGAUAGAGUCUCUGAGUUCCUUCGAUUAGUUUCUACCGUCACUCCCGUUAGACGAUCUCCAAAACCAUCAUGGUUCAUGCUCCAGUUACAGAUCCAAUCAAGAAGUAUGGGUUAGCACAUAUGGCCGUGAGGGACAAUUUCAAAGACCUAGAACUAGACCGCCCAGACUACCGUGGCCAUGGAAAAUCCAUUGAGGUGACCAAAUCUCCGGACCCGCACUGGCAAUAUGGCCAAGGCACAAGUGAUGGUGGCGCCAGCUUGGAAAAGAAACACCGUGAAAUCGACCCGUAUGCAGAGGACCGUCACUGGAUCGCCAACUAUCGUCUGUUGACUUCUGGAAUCGUACCGCGAUCAAUUGGCGUGAUCAGCACCAUCAGUGCUGAUGGCAAGAAGAACCUGUCCACAUUCAGUUACUUCCAAGUUAUUGCGCAUGAUCCUCCUAUGUUUAUUCUCGGUCUCGCUGCCCGACCCGGUCGAGCCAAGGACACAUACUAUGGUCUGAAGGAGACCGGGGAAUGCGUCAUCAACACGGUGUCUGAGCACAUGGCCGAGGCUGCCAGUGCUAUGUCUAUCGAUGCCCCAUAUGAUAUCUCCGAGUGGGAUAUCUCUGGUUUUCACGAAGCGCCAAGCAGGAAAGUGAAGCCAUCGCGGGUCAAGGAGUCUGUUUUCUCAAUCGAGGGCAAAGUGGUCGAUAUCAAGCAAUUCACGGACCCGGGUAACCCAGAAAUGAGCGUUAUGUCUCUUGCUCUGAUCAAGGCUGCGAACUACUGGAUCCAUGAAGAUGCAGUCAAUGACGAUGCUACUCACAUUGAUAUCAACAAACUGAGACCCGUUGGACAGCUUGGGGGGUUGGCUUUCGCUACUCUCGCAUCUACUUUUGAGAUACCCCGAGUACGAUGGGAUUCUGAACAGUCGAAAGAGUCCAUGGUGUCUGCUCUUCAGAAGAAUAGAGUUGAUUAAGUGUUUGUGGAUCGUUAAACUGCGAGAAAGUGGCCAAAGGUACAUAAUUUUCGUGGGAUUCAGACUGCGAUAUCGAUAGACAUAAUUCAUUAAUAGAAGUUGUUCUCAUUUUCUAUUUUCGGCUGAAGCACAGUUUGACGACAGAAUUUGCUGUCAUCCUUGAUCCAGCAGUGUGGUUCAGUGUAGAACAAGCUCUUGUCAUCUAGUGAAGUCUAGUCUUUCUGAUCUAGUAAAGACAAUACAUGAGCAGGAUAUGAACUUACUAAGAAUUUUAUAACCAGCAGCGAUUUGCAACACCGGAUUUGGUAGAUCAAUAGCAAUUUGCCUUCCAAUUCUACGAGAUGCUCGAAUAACAAGAGCGACGCGUUUAUUGGCAGUCGUCACGUAACGCUACUGGGCCAGCAAACAUCGCUCCUUUAAAGUUGAUCUCGGGCAACUAGGAAGUUAUACAAGUAAAGAUAAA
This is a messenger RNA of Paecilomyces variotii, 1678 nucleotides long. RefSeq lists its product as hypothetical. The record is from RefSeq and is a predicted model, not a curated record. The transcript is spliced from 2 exons. Bases 325 to 1215 code for a protein of 296 amino acids. Gene Ontology annotation, molecular function: FMN binding. NCBI's taxonomy places the organism in Eukaryota, Fungi, Ascomycota, Eurotiomycetes, Eurotiales, Thermoascaceae.